UCGAGUCAUUCAAUUUCACUGCAACUAUCGUGUGCCUGAAAAUCGCUGUAACAAAUGCCAGUUGAACAUGAAAAUAGCUCGAUAACCGAGCGAUGAGAUUUUCCAAAAAAUAUAACCUGGACGAUGUAAACAGUAGCAUCAUGCAGUUGGCUGAACCGAGCUAAACGUAAAUGGAAGAUAAAAGUGGUGAUGGAGAACAACCAGCUUCGAAAUUUGUUGACAUCGCCUAUCGCCAAUCGACGGUGAUAGCCGGCAGUAAUGACCCACCGUCAACGGAAAAACCCACCGAGGACUCAAAUUUUGUAUUUCCCACACGUUUAAAAAAUAAUCCCAUAGUUUCCGGUUUGACGUCGAAGGUAUCAGGGGCCUAUGACUCGUUGAAGAAAUCAAAUGCCAGAGUUGAGUCCAUCCUGACCUUCACGGAGGAGCAUUUACAGGAAGGGGUGAAAAUAAUUAGUCCAGUAACAAAUACCAUCGGCAAUGCUCUUGGAGAGCCCCUAAAAACCAUCGAUUCCGCACUCUGUGAUAGUAUUGAUUACCUGGAGGAAAAAGUACCGCAGUUGAAGGACUCAACAGUCCAGUACUCAAAUUCAAUCGUGGAAACUGUACGAGGAAAAUUGGGAAAUGUUGUUAAAUCCGAUGAAACAUCUGAAUCGAGAGAACCUCCAAAAGAAUAAUCGAUGGAUUAUUUUUGUAGAAUUUUGUAAAUUGUAAAGCCAUGAUUUUAAUAAAUUAGAAACUGAUUGACUC
This is a messenger RNA of Diachasmimorpha longicaudata, 750 nucleotides long. RefSeq lists its product as uncharacterized. The record is from RefSeq and is a predicted model, not a curated record. Bases 171 to 677 code for a protein of 168 amino acids. NCBI's taxonomy places the organism in Eukaryota, Metazoa, Arthropoda, Insecta, Hymenoptera, Braconidae. The transcript has 4 exons.